Molecule: messenger RNA, 931 nt
Organism: Mercurialis annua (annual mercury)
Lineage: Eukaryota; Viridiplantae; Streptophyta; Magnoliopsida; Malpighiales; Euphorbiaceae
Product: thioredoxin H-type
Exons: 6
Coding region: 294-719 (141 amino acids)
Source: RefSeq, a predicted model, not a curated record
AAAACGAUCAACGAUGUUCGUCGUGUUAGGUCAAUGAAUCGUCUCCUUCAUUGAACAUUUUAUUAAGUUAGUUAUUUGAAAUUGUAUUGGAUUCGAUCAAAGUUUAGUUAUAGAAUUCUAGGGUUUUUGAUUUUCAAUUCAGAGAAUCGUCGUAUUAUUUUCUGUUAAAAAGUUAUAAUCCAAGCCGAGAAGAGGAAAACAAAUCACGUGAGGUAAUUAUUAGGUAUAUCUUUGAAUCUGUACCUUUGUUCUGCAGCUGUUGACGAUUAAUUAUUUGGCUAUUUGUAACAAAUAUGGGUCAGUGCAUAAGCUUUGACAGGCGUAACAAUGAUGAUGACUCAGAUCAGCAUGUUGAAUUUGUUGGUAGUAAUGUGCACCUUGUUACUAACAAAGAGAAUUGGGAAGAGAAGCUCUCAGAAGCCAGUAAGGAUGGAAAAAUUGUUUUGGUGAAUUUCAGUGCAACAUGGUGUGGUCCAUGUAGAAUGAUUGCACCAUUGUACCGUGAACUUUCCGAGAAUUAUCCUUCUAUUAUGUUCUUGUUGGUUGAUGUUGACGAAUUAGCUGACUUCAGCAGCUCUUGGGAAAUAAAAGCGACUCCGACAUUCUUCUUUCUGAAAGAUGGGAAGCAACUUGACAAGCUUGUAGGAGCCAACAAGCCAGAGCUACAGAAAAAGCUAGUUGCUGUUAUGGACUCGGCGGCGGCAGAUGGUAACAAAUGAUGUUAUUCUGAGAGGGGCAGCAAUUAGCAUGUAUUAUGUUAUUGUGUGUUGAGUGUUGUUGUAAUUGGCAGCCUUUUUGUUUAUAGAUUUUGGUGUGUCAUGUAAAUAGGACGCCAUGAAAAUUUUGGGACCUAUCAAGACGAGUAAGGGGUCAUGUUGUAUUUGUCUAGCAACGUUGCUCUAGAAAUAUGCAAGUGCUUUUGAUUAUGCUA